This is a messenger RNA of Tachysurus fulvidraco (yellow catfish), 1137 nucleotides long. It is a transcript of the gene immp2l, whose product is annotated as inner mitochondrial membrane peptidase subunit 2. The record is from RefSeq and is a predicted model, not a curated record. Gene Ontology annotation, molecular function: serine-type endopeptidase activity. The transcript has 6 exons. NCBI's taxonomy places the organism in Eukaryota, Metazoa, Chordata, Actinopteri, Siluriformes, Bagridae. Gene Ontology annotation, biological process: mitochondrial respiratory chain complex assembly. The coding region runs from base 381 to 959 and encodes 192 amino acids. Gene Ontology annotation, cellular component: membrane; mitochondrial inner membrane peptidase complex.
UAUAGUCUUUACACAUAGCCAUAUAAAGGCGUCCAUGAAUGGAGUACACUAGUUGAAUAACAUGGCGCUUAGCAUAAUAUUAGCAAGACUAGCUACGUAAAGUAAUGUAAAAGCGUUGACGCUGCACGUGCCGUUGUAGAAGCACAAGGUUACACUGACGCGCUGGGAAAAGGGUCACGUGUUCAUCCUGCACAAAGGGUUAGACACAUAUGCGUGCGUGCAAGAGGGAACCUAAGCAUUGGUUUAAUAAUCGUCAUCAUAAUGUUAUCUCCAAGUAGAUACAAGCCCUUCCUCCUGUAGUGUGUUGCAAUAUCAAAACAGUCACGUGACUGUGAAGAGACAAUCGGUACAAAAUCAGACAACAAUAAUAAUACUUGGACAUGGCUCAGACGGCGGGAUUUGGACGGAAAUAUGUGAAAGCGUUUGUGAGCGGGUUCUUCGUAGCCGUUCCCGUCACAGUGACCGUGUUGGAUCGGCUCGCCUACGUGGCGCGGGUGGAAGGAGCAUCCAUGCAGCCCUCUCUGAACCCUCAGGGAUCCUUGUCGUCUGACGUCGUUCUUCUGAACCGGUGGAGUGUGAGGAACUAUGAGGUGCAGCGUGGGGAUAUCGUAUCAGUCGUGUCUCCCAAGAACCCAAAACAGAAAAUUAUCAAGCGCGUCAUUGCUCUCGAGGGAGACUUCAUCAAGACUCUGGGAUAUAAAAACCGUUACGUGCGAGUUCCAGAUGGACAUCUGUGGAUCGAGGGCGACCAUCAAGGACACAGCUUUGACAGCAACACCUUUGGACCGGUUUCACUCGGACUCCUCCAUGGCAGAGCAUCUCAUAUCAUAUGGCCUCCAAAUCGCUGGCAGAGGAUCAGACCACGUGUUCCAAAUGACCGCAGACCUAUAUUCAAUGGGAAGGAAUCAACAGAAGACGACAACGAUGAUGAUGAUGAUUAUGUUGACGAUACAAAAUGACCUCUUAAAGGGGAGUUACACAGUUUCUCGGUUUCUCACAGUUACACAGACUCUUACAUGCAGGACAGAUUGUGUGAUGGUCGAAAAUGUUUGAGUUGCCGAUGUAUGCUAGUAUGUGUGUUUUUUUUAGAGGUAGGAUGAGGAGGUACAGUAAAUAAAUUUGAUAGAUACUGUAAUA